CCUUACAUAUCAAAUUAACAAAAGUAUAAUCUAUUUUGUAUUUUACCCCAAAAAGCUGAUGUGUUUGUAGCUCCUGAAGGAUCCAAUGAGUCAUAUAAAAUGAGAUUUGGUAUCACGUUCACACUUCAUACAUCAGAAAGCAAUUUAGUGCAACCCAACUCCGUUAGUCAAACAUAUCAACAUCUCACUUCUCCAUUUAAAUAUACAUUUAUAAAAUACAAUAACUUCUUAUAUAUAUAUAUAUAUAUAUUGUAAUGGUAUGUCAAAAGAAUCAGUCCUAGCUUCGUUCAGUUUUUUCUCAAAACCAUGAACCCUAAUCUUCCUCUUAGCCACGCCCCAUCAUCGUCAUCAUCAACAACAAUAACACCAUAUGGAUUAACGAAGGACGAGUUUUCAACUCUAGAUCCAAUUAUCAGAACGCACCACACGCUCCCAAGAUCGCCAAACACGUGCACAUCCCUCAUAGCACACCGCGUAGACGCACCAGCACGUACCAUAUGGAGAUUCGUCCGAGACUUCGCGAAUCCAAACAAGUACAAACACUUUAUCAAAAGCUGCACCAUCAGAGGUAACGGUAAAGAAAUUAGCGUCGGGACCAUAAGGGAAGUUAGCGUCGUGUCUGGUCUUCCAGCGUCAACAAGCAUUGAGAUACUAGAAGCUCUAGAUGAAGAGAAACGAAUCUUGAGUUUUCGUGUUCUUGGAGGAGAACACCGGUUAAGAAAUUACCGGUCGGUUACAUCUGUUAAUGAGUUUGUUGUCUUGGAGAACGAUAAGGUCAAGAGAGUGUACAGUGUGGUGUUGGAGUCUUACAUUGUUGAUAUACCAAAAGGUAAUACAGAGGAAGAUACGAGGAUGUUUGUGGAUACUGUCGUUAAAUCGAAUUUACAGAAUCUCGCCGUCGUUUCCAUGGCAACUCCGACUUGAAACUUUUUUUGUGUGUUGAAAAUGUCGUGUGUAUAUAUAUUGAUAGUUGGCCAUAAAUGGGUCGGUUUGUUCAAUGUGUAUGUGUGGAAUGUGAGGUGAGGUGAGGUGUGUAUACGUAUUUUAUGGACUGUAAUGGGCUUAGUAACCCUCACAAGGAGAGCUCUGAGAAGAUUCGACCCAACAAACUAUAAUACAAUUUUCAGCGGAUGUCCAAAUUAAUGCAAGGGCAUUGGAAUUAUCCUUCGGUUACUGUUUGUUUCCUUCAUUUUCAUUUUUGUCAAGUACUAACCGAUAUAGUUUUGAUGGAAGUUUAGUUCUUUUAAUCUUGAAAAUUGGAAGCAAUACGGAUUCAAUUCGAUAUAGUGUUGAAUUACAUUUAAGAAAUACAAUCAAGGCUUUUUUAUUGGAAAUGAAAUUAAAAUAUCAUCCAAGUAUAUAGAAGCCAAUAAACAUUUAUAAUCAAGUUACUUCAGCUGAAGAUCUAAGGUAUAAUAAUAUGUGAGAGAUAACUAAAUCUUUUUUUUGUUAAGUGAUAACUAAAUCUUCUGAUAGUACCCAAUCAGUUGGUGGCAUUAUCAUAUUUUAUAACACUAUAUAUUUAAAUUUAAUAUUAUAUAUAUUAAAUAAGAAAAAUCAAAAGGAUAAAUUUAGUAUGGGCUCCGGGAAACUAACCGUCCCUUAUACUAUGUCGGCACUGUUGUUAUGUUGUUAUUGCAAAUACAUGAAGCCUAAUCUGGAUCUUUGUUGGUGGCACAGGUGAACCACUAUUUAUUAAGACAAGAGUUAUUUUGGGAUGCUUGAUAUUUGACUGAGAAAGGGCUUUUGGAUAUGGUGUAUAUCUGCUGUGUAGUUUAUCCAUAUGACGAUCAACAAUGGUAAGUCAUUCUUCUUUUGGUCUGAUUAUUGGCUUCAUGUGGUCCAUCUUAUCGGUAUCACAUGUGAUAUAUAUGGAGUCUGAGAAUUGAGACUUGCAAGAGUUUCAAACGCUGUUAGAAACUCAGAAAGAAGCUAUAAGGACAAAGAGAUGGCCAUAUAGUACAUAUCCUUUCUGGUAUGUAAUAUUUUGGUGCCAAUCUUUGAAUGUGGGGCUGAUGGUGUAUUGUGUGUGCCCCAAUCUUUGAAUGAGUAUAGGCAUUAGGCACUGAGUAUCCUCUACUUUCAUGACUUGGGAUCAGAUCAGGGCCGGACCUGAAUAGAGGCCAAUGAAGCAUGUGCUUUAGGGCCGGUGAGAUAAUAUACUUGUUGGGGCCAAAAGUUCCAGAAAUCUAAUAUAGCUAUACUGGUAAAAGCGGCCAAUAAUUCACAUUCAUACCCGGGUUCAAACUUUUACUGAUGCAUAUUCUAGCAUUUUCGUCAAUUUUAUAAUUUAGUGGGCCAAAGAAAAAAUUGGCUUGUGGGCCAAUAAUUAUCAGGCACGGCCCUGGAUCAGAUUUAUACUCAGAAUGAGUAGAUGAAGUGGAGUGGGUGGUAUGGUUCGUGUAGGGUGUCCCUUGCUGUGCUUUUAUAACAUGGUUGGCAAUCGUGGUUUUUUUUUGACGGAUGCAUGUAUUCAUGUCCGAUUUUGGACGAAACAUUUUUCUUGGUCUCAUAAUAAUAAUUGGCUAUGCAUAAAUCUUUCGGUGUUUAAAAUAAUUAAAUAUAUAUAUUAACUGGUUAUUUAUCACUCAAUCCUAAAAUUUCAUGAAUCAUAGAACCAGUAUGCAUGUACGCAGACUCGGUCCCCAAAAUUUGUAGGUUAGAAACAACAAAAAUCUCUAGUUUGGUGUUCUUAGGCAGAGGCGUGCCUGAAAUGCAUCGAAAAAAUCAUUCGCCUUAGACUUCCGAUUAAUAUAACUUUAUUUAAGGCUCCAAAAUUUAAAUAAUUUAUAGUCUAGUGAUUUAAAUUUAUUUUAGAAAACCCUAACCACGAGAAUUCGACUAAUUCACAUAGUGAAUUCAACUUUUUUUUCUUAUAUAACAUAAUGAUAGCAUAUUUAAUUAAUAAACUUAUUCUUUUAUAGUUUUUUGUCAGCAAUUUUUAUAGUUUUAUACUUGUGUAUUUGGUGAAGAUGAUAUCUAUACUAUUA
Messenger RNA from Brassica napus (rape), 2990 nucleotides. RefSeq names its product abscisic acid receptor PYL3. The transcript has a single exon. Gene Ontology annotation, molecular function: signaling receptor activity; abscisic acid binding; protein phosphatase inhibitor activity. The record is from RefSeq and is a predicted model, not a curated record. Bases 307 to 924 code for a protein of 205 amino acids. NCBI's taxonomy places the organism in Eukaryota, Viridiplantae, Streptophyta, Magnoliopsida, Brassicales, Brassicaceae. Gene Ontology annotation, biological process: abscisic acid-activated signaling pathway. Gene Ontology annotation, cellular component: cytoplasm; nucleus.